Messenger RNA from Pangasianodon hypophthalmus (striped catfish), 1878 nucleotides. It is a transcript of the gene memo1, whose product is annotated as mediator of cell motility 1. The transcript is spliced from 10 exons. Lineage: Eukaryota; Metazoa; Chordata; Actinopteri; Siluriformes; Pangasiidae. The coding region runs from base 509 to 1459 and encodes 316 amino acids. The record is from RefSeq and is a predicted model, not a curated record.
AGAUUUGCAGUCUUUCUGACAGGACCUCAACAGAGUGUUGCAAACCAACCCAUCUGGUUACCGUACUAACUUGCUUGCGAGUGGACGAACUACUUCGCGCUUUGUUCUACAAAGCCAUCAGUUCUAUCAAGUGACCUUUCUUUCAGUUUUUGAUAUGAUCUUCCGAUUUUCUUUUUCACGUAUAGGUUAAAAGUAUUUUCUGACAUCCUCAGCGUUUGUGUGCGGCUUUGCCCAAACUACUUUGUUCAUUCUGUUGCUAGCUAGCGGUUUGGCUAUUGUUCCCCAAGUGUUAUUGAGUUUCCUCCCCGCUGACCAAUCGGAUAUUUUUUUUUAUCUAACCAAGAUAGGCGGCUCGGGUACCAAGAUGUCGAACCGAAUGGUGUGCAGAGAAGCGAGCCACGCCGGCAGCUGGUACACCGCCUCAGACAUCCUAUAUAGUGCUUGUCAUGUGGUUUGGAAUGCAGCCUGAGGGGAGGUACCUCGUACUGAAAGAUAAUGCACUAAAUGAAUGAAAUUGAACAGCAAGGCCAAUAAUAGAAAUCUUGGUAACACAGUGGCUUAUAAAUGCUGUAUGAAUGAGUAUGAUUUUGUAGAUUUAAGAUGUCCCCAGCUGUUUUCAGAGGAAGGAUCCCAGCUGAAUGCACAGCUGGAGGGCUGGUUAUCUCAAGCACAAUCUACAUUAGGACCUGCUAGAGCCAUUAUAGCACCACAUGCUGGUUAUACCUAUUGUGGUGCUUGUGCAGCACAUGCCUACAAGCAAGUGGACCCUUCUAUUACCCGAAGGGUAUUUAUUCUUGGACCUUCCCACCAUGUGCCCCUGUCUCGAUGUGCUCUGUCCCCUGCUGAGGUCUACAGAACACCACUGUAUGACCUGAGGAUCGAUCAGAAGGUGUAUGCCGAUCUCUGGAAAACAGGCAUGUUUGAGAGGAUGACUUUGCAAACAGAUGAGGAUGAGCACAGCAUUGAGAUGCACCUGCCUUACACUGCCAAAGCAAUGGAAAGCUGCAAAGAUGAGUUCAGCAUUGUUCCGGUGCUGGUGGGAGCUCUGAGUGAAUCUAAAGAGCAGGAGUAUGGCAAGCUGCUCAGCAAAUACCUUGCUGAUCCCUCCAACCUUUUUAUUAUUUCAUCAGAUUUUUGCCACUGGGGUCAACGGUUCCGUUACACAUACUAUGAUGAAAAUCAGGGCGAAAUCUAUAGAUCCAUUGAGCAUCUGGACAAGAUGGGUAUGGGAAUUAUAGAACAGCUGGACCCUGUCUCCUUCAGCAACUACUUGAGGAAAUAUCACAAUACUAUUUGUGGUCGCCACCCCAUUGGAGUUCUACUAAAUGCUGUGGCGGAGCUGAAAAAGAAUGGUCUAGACAUGAACUUUUCUUUCCUCAAUUAUGCUCAGUCAAGCCAGUGCCGAAACUGGUCAGACAGCUCAGUGAGUUAUGCUGCUGGAGCUCUUGUAGUUCAUUGAGGUGAAUUCUUCGAAGACCCCAGAAACUUCCCAACUACUUUAAUAAGCCCAAGCGCCCUCAACCUCUCCACCUUCUAACCCUGUUUUCUUAUUUUCUCCUUGCCUUUUCCAGUGGAAGGACCUUAGAUUUGCUGAGAUGAUCUAUAAAGCAUUAAAUACUAAUUAAAUAUCUUCAACUAUUGCAACCCCUUCCUUUUUAUUUCUUAGUCAACUUGGUUAAUGCUCUAGAUUGAAGUACAGUAGCAGCCUAUGCUGCUAUGGAUGGUGUUCAGUUUUCAGUUUUUCUUGCAAGCUUUCCAGCAGUGGAUUUUGUAGUGUGAUGGAAUCUGCAAGGACUUUACCUGUCAAGUUCUUAAAUAUCUGUAAGAACGUUUGAUUCUGUUAAAGUUGAAAUAAAGUAAUCGAUAUAUCCAUAUUGA